AUGACCGAGGCUGAAGACAGAUGUACAGAUCCGGAAAAUAGCAUGGAGAAGAUUUGUAUUUUUGUGCUGUUUUUCCUAGGAGCAGACUUAUGGGAGAUCUCAGCUCAUGAAGAAACAGGAGUGUCAGGGGGGACAAUCACGAUAAAAUGCUCUCAUUCCUACGCAUCUACGAAUGUCAAAUAUUUCUGCAAAGGAGCAUGUAAUGACGAAGACGUCUUAAUAAGCAGCAGGAAAUCUAAGACCGCUUCAGAUAAGAGAUUCACUAUUAAAGAUGAAGGAAACACUUUCUAUGUGACCAUCUCUCAUCUGACAGUGGGUGACUCUGGAACUUACUGGUGUGGAAUAGAGAGAAUGGGAGUGGACACAUACAACAAAGUAGUCCUCAGAGUUAAAGAAGGAAUCAAAAAGCACAGAAACAUUAAUGUGCCUCACUCAGUCUCAAAUGAGACGGAUAAUAUAUCUUCAAAGAAGCUGGUGUAUAUCGGAGCAAGUCUUGGUAUGGUUGUGCUUGCUUUGGCGAUUCUUCUUCUGAUAUUCUUCAGACGUCGAAACAAAAUCACCAGCCCAUCCUCAGAAAAGGUUGAGGACACAGUCUAUGCAGCCCCCUCCAAUAUGAAACAGGAUGGACACAUAACCACUUCCUCUUCAGUCUCCAAAGAGGAUCAACAUACAGCUGAUACCAGCAGAGAUGUUGCAAACAAUAUUUACUCCAAUAUCACCAUUUCCUCCAAGCCUCAAGUCGAACCAGACGGCCUCUUUUACGCCACUGUUAGCUUCAACAGACACACGGACUGCAGUACUAUGACACCUCGCCUUACAGAGGUUACAUACUCCGCCAUUGAAUGUAAAUCUAUAGACGCAUCGAAGCACAGCUAUUGUAAAACAGAAUCUGGACUUGAUCAGAAAAAUAACAAUAACAGAAAUAAUAAUCAAGUAAACUGGACUGACGCUGAAGUUGGACUGACAAUGAGAAUACUUCUGCAAUUCAUCCUUUUCUUUAUGACAGCAGGUUGUGUGUUUCUACUGAGUGUAUCUGGAAACAGAGAAAGACCUGCAAUCAUUUGUAAAAACGCACCGCUGCAGCUCACAGCCUAUCAUGGAGGCUCUGUUAGCAUCUCAUGCAAGUAUUCAAGGGCUGAAAGAGACGGCAUCAGGAGCUUCUGCAGGAACAACAAAAGCAAUCACUGCAUUAAUCUGAUAUCAACAAACAAGGCAGAAUUAGCUAGGAAAGACAAAUAUUCUCUUAAAGACAACAAAACGAGAGAAGAGUACAAUGUGACCCUUUCUGAACUGACCUCUGAAGAUACUGGAAGAUACCGCUGUGCAGUGGAGAGAUCUGAGGGAAACACCACCACAUGUUUAACAGAGAUCCAGCUGCAGAUUUCAACCUGGGAUCAAAUCCCAUCAAAGAACAUGACUGCAAACACUGGAGGAUCUGCCUAUAUUCACUGUGACUAUCCUGAAAUACACAAGACCAAUGAGAAAUUUCUGUGCAAAGGGAAGAGCCCUUUCACCUGUGAGAAGCUGAUACAAACAACAAAAGAGGACAAAGAUGAUGAUAAAGGCAGGUUUCUUAUACGAGACAACAGAGGAAAGAAUUCUUUCUACGUGCACAUCAGUAAUGUCAGCACAGCCGACUCUGGAGUGUACUGGUGCGGCUCUGACGGGACCUGGCAGCAGACUGGAUUCAACAACACACGUCUGGUUGUGGAAAAUCGCAGGCCAGCUUCUAAGCGAAACAAUCAACCUCAGAGUGAAGAGAGCAACAAGGAAGGCUCAGCAGAGGAAGAGUCUUCAGAGGACGAGGAAAACUCUCCAGACAAAGCAGGUGUGAUUGGCGGUGUGGUUGGGGGUCUGGUGGUGUUACUGAUACUGGUGGUUGUACUUGUACUGUUCAGAAGCAAACUUCCCUGUACACAAGAUUACAUGGAAAAUGGAGUAAUGUCUUUUUUCUCAGUUUGUUUUGCUGCCAGUGGAUCAUCAGAGCAGGGGAAAAACACUGGACAGAUUACAGAGGGACAGCCCGACUAUGAGGAGAUAGAGAAUCAGCAGGUGACUUCGGCAGGUGUAGUGCAGACUGUUUAUUCUACCCUCAACCCCCCUGCAGACCAGCUCCACUAUGCCAGCAUCAACUUCCAGAAGGACUCUGUCAGUGUUUCCACAGGCCAGGCUGCCCUUCCUGAUGUGAAUAAAAAUGUCUCCUCAGAUUGUGACUACUCAUCUGUUGUGACUCGGGGUUCUGCUCGUCCUGCAGAAGCAGAGAGGACCGUGUACUCCACUGUGUCAAUACCAGAGGAACCAUGAGAAAGACCGCUUUAAACAUGUCAUUUACUUUAGAGGUAGAGAGGAACAUGCUGAGAAGAAUUUGCAUUUUCUAAAACCCUGUAAUCAGCCUUUUCAACACUUUAAAAUGUUUUUCUACAACCUCUGUUUUGAUUUUAUGAUUGACAAGAGUAAUUCAUAAAAACUGGUUUGACUGACCUGGCUGAUAAACAGGCAAUUUGUAGUUGUUUAUCAGGAGGCAGAAAACUCACCUCAGCUCCAGCUCUUUGCCUGUUACAGACCAAACGUUAGCUAAAGACAGCACUGCAGACACCUAGGGGCCUCGAAACUCUGCCACUAAUGGGUGACAUCACUGAGAUUAGAUGCAGUCAUACAGUCUAGUUUGAAGACGACUGCUUUCUAGGGCGUCUGGGGAAUAAAUGUAGGUACAUGAUUAUCCAGUUUGUAGCUAUCAAGUGUAGUAUGUGUGGAUGUUUAUGAGUGUGCUCUGAAUGUGAUUCUAAAAUCCUGUUUAAGAAUACCACUUUGUAUGGUUUACAUCAGUAAGUCUUUAAUUGUAGUAACUUGUGACUGACUGGUUGGAUGAUGCUCUAAUUAAAACAAGUUUUUAAGCUCCUUUAGGGAGUUUUGGCUGGUUAUUAAUAUGGGUCACAAAUAUGUUACUGAUAUGAACAUGGCUGAUACUUGCUGAGCCACAUCAACACAAAUUUUAGAGUUUCAUUUUGGUACCACUCAUUAAUGUCAGAGCCAAAGAUGAUGAACCUUCUCCUCAUUCUCAGUUAAGUGAGCUGUCAGUUGGGUAGUAAUCCCAUUAAUUUUCUUCAUUUUGGAAUUUAUCAUUAGCCAUAAGAUCAGCAGUAUCCAAGUAAGACUUAUCAUGGGCUACCAGAGUGUUAAAUGAUGGUAUAUGC
Cheilinus undulatus (humphead wrasse) is the source of this 3194-nucleotide messenger RNA. RefSeq lists its product as uncharacterized. The coding region runs from base 1 to 2304 and encodes 767 amino acids. Gene Ontology annotation, cellular component: plasma membrane. Gene Ontology annotation, molecular function: transmembrane signaling receptor activity. Lineage: Eukaryota; Metazoa; Chordata; Actinopteri; Labriformes; Labridae. The transcript is spliced from 14 exons. The record is from RefSeq and is a predicted model, not a curated record.